Impatiens glandulifera is the source of this 957-nucleotide messenger RNA. RefSeq names its product eukaryotic translation initiation factor 3 subunit K. The transcript has 8 exons. Gene Ontology annotation, biological process: regulation of translational initiation. The record is from RefSeq and is a predicted model, not a curated record. Gene Ontology annotation, cellular component: eukaryotic translation initiation factor 3 complex; cytoplasm. Lineage: Eukaryota; Viridiplantae; Streptophyta; Magnoliopsida; Ericales; Balsaminaceae. Bases 96 to 797 code for a protein of 233 amino acids. Gene Ontology annotation, molecular function: ribosome binding; translation initiation factor activity.
AUCGUCAAUUCGUAUCCAAAUUAGGGUUUCUCAUUAUCGUCACAGUCAUCAAAGAAGCUCCAAUUUUCGAUUCGAUUGCAAAAAGAGACGCAGUAAUGGGAAGAGAAGCAGCUCAAAGGCAACAAUCUCCGGUUCAAUACACCGUUGAGCAGCUCGUCGCCGUUAAUCCCUACAAUCCCGACAUCCUUCCGGAUCUAGAAAACUACGUCAAUGAACAGGUUUCAUCUCAAACGUAUAGUCUGGAUGCUAAUCUCUGCAUUCUUCGUCUAUAUCAGUUUGAGCCAGAGAGAAUGAGUGCUCCAAUUGUUGCUCGGAUUUUAAUUAAGGCACUUAUGGCAAUGCCUGCCCCUGACUUCAGUCUUUGCCUUUAUUUGAUUCCAGAGCGUUUGCAAAUGGAGGAACAAUUCAAGACCUUAAUUGUCCUCUCACACUAUCUAGAGACUGCUAGAUUCCGCCAGUUUUGGGAUGAAGCUUCUAAAAGUCGUCAUCUGCUGGAGGUUGUGCCAGGUUUCGAGCAAGCAAUCCAAUCAUACGCUGUUCAUAUCCUUUCCCUGACUUACCAAAAGGUUCAGAGAUCUAUUCUUGCUGAGGCAAUCAACAUGGAAGGACCAUCACUAGACAAGUUUUUGGAACAUCAGGUAGAGAAUAACGGUUGGAUUCUUGAGAAAGGUCAGGGCAAGGGUCAACUUGUUAUUACCUUACCAAAGAGCGAGUUCAACCAUCCCGAAUUGAAGAAGAAUGCUGCUGAUAGUGUCCCACUUGAUCACGUGGCUCGCAUCUUCCCCAUUCUUAGCUGAUCGUGCAGGUUUUGCUGCAUUCUUUCUUGUAGUGUACUGCCUACUUAAAAACAUAAUCAAAUGCUACUUUGAGCAUUAAGAUCUCUUUCAUGUCAACUACAAAUCUAGUGUUACGGAUUUUCGUGGGUUUUCUUUGUUUAUGCGAUCAAAACUUGUUUGA